GGUCGGGAGCGCGCAGUCCAGUCAGACGGGCGGAGUGCGGUCAGGACAGGGACGGUGAUGGCUGCCUCGGCGGUGAUCUCCUUGUUGUUGCUGGCGGCGGUGUCCGCCCAGGGCGCCUAUGUUGAGGCAUUGGCAGCCAAUACUGGAGCUGGAUUUGCAGUUGCAGAACCGCAAAUUGCUAUGUUCUGUGGGAAGAUGAAUAUGCAUGUCAACAUUCAGACUGGAAAAUGGGAACCUGAUCCUUCGGGAACCAAAAGCUGUCUAGAAACCAAAGAAGAGUUUCUGCAGUACUGUCGAGAGGUUUAUUCAGAGCUUCAAAUUACUAAUGUGGUGGAAGCAAAUAAACCAGUCAGCAUUGAUAACUGGUGUAAAGUGGGAAAGAAACGGUGUCGAGGUCACACUCAUAUGGUGAUUCCUGUUAAAUGUCUGGUUGGUGAGUUUGUAAGUGAUGUGCUAUUGGUACCGGAAAAAUGUCAUUUCUUCCACAAAGAACAAGUGGACGACUGUCGAAGUCACCAGCACUGGCAGAGCGUUGCCAAAACGGCUUGUGCUGCUGCGUCUAUGAAUCUUCACAGCUAUGGAAUGUUACUUCCAUGUGGCAUCGAUAGGUUUCGUGGCACUGAGUAUGUUUGCUGCCCUCAAAACAAAAUUGAUGAUGUGAGCUCUGAAAAGCCUGACCUUCAGAAUCUGGAUGAAGAUGAAGAGGAUGAAAUUCCUGGAGUCAGCAAAGAGGAGUCUGCUGAAGUUGAGAAAAUGGCUUUUGAGGAGGAGGAAAAUGAUGACCUGAAUUAUGUCUACUCUGAAGAAGAUGAGUACAAUGAAGAUUGGGAGGAGGAAAGCAGUGAGGAGGAACUGUACAAAAAAGACGUUGUCAGUGAUGUGAAAGUUGUCUGCUCUCAGGAGGCUGUGACUGGUCCCUGUCGGGCCAUGAUGCCUCGCUGGUAUUUCAACGUCAACGAGAAGAAAUGUUUUCGGUUCACCUAUGGAGGUUGUGGAGGCAACAGAAACAAUUUUGAGUCCGAGGAAUACUGUAUGGCUGUAUGUAAACAAAUGAUUCUCUCAACUCCUCAACCGGCAGAUGAAGUGGAUGUUUAUUUUGAAACACCCGCAGAUGAAAAUGAACAUGCACGUUUCGCAAAGGCAAAACAGCAACUCGAGGUCAGACAUCGUGACCGCAUGGAUAAGGUGAGAGAGGAGUGGGAAGAAGCUGAACGACAAGCGAAGAACCUGCCAAAAGCAGAGAGACAGCUCUUGGUUCAGCAUUUCCAGAGUAUGGUUGAGGCUCUAGAGGAAGAGGCAGCCACUGAGAAGUUGCAAUUGGUUGAGACACAUCUUGCUCGUGUAGAAGCUUUGCUCAAUGAUCGUCGUCGUGUUGCUUUGGAGAACUACCUCUCUGCAUUACAGGCAGAUCCACCACGUCCUCAUCGGAUCCUGCAGGCCCUGAAGCGCUAUAUCCGAGCAGAGCAGAAAGAUCGGCAGCACACUCUUCGACACUAUCAGCAUGUCAUGGCUGUAGAUCCAGAGAAAGCAGCACAGAUGAAAUCACAAGUGGUGACCCACCUCCGUGUUAUUGAGGAGCGGAUGAACCAGAGCCUGUCUCUGCUUUACCAGGUGCCAUUUGUUGCUGAGGAAAUCCAAGAUGAGAUUGAUGAGCUACUGCAGGAGCAACAUUUCAGUGUGGAUCAGCUUGCUUCCAGCUCAGAAAGUCAAACUGCCUUUGAUUCUGUCGAAGCACCAUUCGUUGACGGCAAACCAUUCCGACCUAUUCAGGUUAAGACAAUGCCAGCUAUCACUGAUGUCCAAGGUUCUGGGAUGAUUGAUCCUGAAGGACUGAUGCCUGAUGAGAAUGCAAUUGGUAGCAGCGAGAACAAUGUUAAUGGAAAUGUGGUGAUUGAUGAAAGUUUUGAUGUGAAAGAAAUGAUUUUCAAUGCAGAACGUGUCAGUGGAGAAGACAACAUGGACACUGAUGGGAAUAUUCAAGACGGCUUCAGCUUAAGUAGCAGUGCUCUUAUUGGCAUGUUAGUGAUCGCAGUUGCAGUAGCCACAGUAAUUGUCAUCAGCUUGGUGAUGCUGCGCAAGAGGCAAUAUGGCACUAUCAGCCAUGGCAUUGUAGAGGUUGACCCCAUGUUGACUCCAGAGGAGCGCCACCUGAACAAGAUGCAAAAUCAUGGUUAUGAAAACCCAACCUACAAGUAUCUGGAGCAGAUGCAGAUCUAACACCAGAUGCUAAAUCGGGCCAAAUGCAACACAUUCAGCCAACCUUCCAACUACUGAACUGUAAUCUUAGAGGUCUCCAUUUCACAUACACAAUUCAGAGUGUAAAACACUUAUUACUGUAGAUUGUAAGAUUCCCAUUCUUUUAAAUGGGCUUGAAAUGUAAUACAAUAUAUAUGAUGUAUAAUCGUAAGAAAGUCUAUUACCUGAUGAAUUAUAGUUAUUUCCUUUUUAAAAUUAUUGUAAAUCAGUUUUAUUUGUGUGUCACAAAGAUCUAUAAAUAGAGGCUGUAGAUUUCUACUUAAUGGAGCACCAUAUGUGAAGGGGAUUUGUACUGAUUUAUCUCAUGGAACCUGCAGGAGUUUCUGCUGUAAUCUAUGUUUAAAUGGUUAACACUGUGAUAGGCAGCUGACCAGGAGGUGAUCAUUCCAUUUUUCAUUGUGCGUCUGUGUAAUUGUAAAUUCACGUCGCAAUUUCUGAGGUUCUGAAAACCUGUGGCUUGUUUCCCCUGCACAUUCCUUAUUUGUUUUGUCAAAAUAUGCACAUUUUUCAGUUGUAUUACUGUGGUAGCUUUAACUUGCAGGGCUACUGAGGGCAAACUCAUCAAUAAACUUUACUUCCAGAAAUGUG
Hemiscyllium ocellatum (epaulette shark) is the source of this 2844-nucleotide messenger RNA. It is a transcript of the gene aplp2, whose product is annotated as amyloid beta (A4) precursor-like protein 2. Bases 58 to 2217 code for a protein of 719 amino acids. Gene Ontology annotation, cellular component: membrane. The transcript is spliced from 17 exons. The record is from RefSeq and is a predicted model, not a curated record. NCBI's taxonomy places the organism in Eukaryota, Metazoa, Chordata, Chondrichthyes, Orectolobiformes, Hemiscylliidae. Gene Ontology annotation, biological process: central nervous system development; axonogenesis. Gene Ontology annotation, molecular function: serine-type endopeptidase inhibitor activity; heparin binding; transition metal ion binding.